AUGGUAAAUCGCACUUGGUGCCAAAUUGUUGUUCCCAUCUUAUGGCAAUAUCCGUUUGGAGAUCAGUGGGAUGGUGGGCACAAAAUCGUUCCCGUGUAUUUAGGCUGCCUUCCUGAGGGUACGAAAGCUCGGAUAAAAGAAAUGAGCGUAGAUUUCCCGGAUUCGGCGUUGGCCUCUCCGACUUUCAACUAUGUCAAAUAUCUAAGAAGAUUUAAUUUCCAGGCUCUACAUAUUGCAGUCAAAGUAUGGUGUAAUGAUCAAUGGUUUGAUAACUUCAUAGAUCGCGGAGAAACCUUAAAAUCGAAUCCCGUUACCAAGCUUUUAGAUAUUCUCAUAAACUGCAUUAUGGAACAAUCUUUAAAUCUGAAAGUGCUUGAAAUCUUAGUAACAUCACGGCGUAAAGGAGAAUAUGUUAAUCUUGAAUCACGUGAGGAAUUUUCCCGUCCAUGUUUAGCUAAAAUAGAAAUUUUAGAGUGUGAUGAUUGUAUUCCGAAAGAUUUAACUUUUGCCUCUGAAUUUUGCACGAGUUUAACUCAUUUGAAAAUAGAAUGCUCCUGGGGAAAUGAUAAAGAAGUCUCCGCACUUAUUAAGGCUCAGAAGAACUUGAAACGUUUGACCAUAAGCAAGAGAUGGCCGCAAAUGAGGGAUGCAUUAGAAAGUGGGAAUCUGCGCAAUUCUUUGAAAAUCGUGGAAUUAAAAAAUAACUUGAACUUGGUAUACAAUAGUGGCCCGCUGGCUGUAUUGUCGACAUUAAAUAAUUUAGAAGUAUUAAGGUUUGAAAAAUGGAAGAUAUUUCGUGAAGAUAAUAUAAUGGAGUUGGCAUCCAUAUCUUUCCCUCGACUUCGAAAAAUAGUCUUAUCUCGUUCAAAGUUUUCUCCGCAAGCGAUCAACUUGAUGAUAACAACGAACGGCGCUCACUUGCAAGAGCUAACUCUCUAUUGGGAGCGCGAGAACUCAUCCAAUCAGUUUUCACACGUUAUAAGGACAGUUGCUGAAAACUGUCCGAACAUUCGUUUUUUUGAUGCGCCAGUAGAACGCAAGGAAAUCCAUGAACUCUAUCAACUUUUACGAUCCUGCAAGAAACUUGAAAGUUUGAUAAUCAAUGACUCUGAGGAAGAACCA
Messenger RNA from Acaulospora colombiana, 1122 nucleotides. The record is from the annotation of a GenBank genome assembly. NCBI's taxonomy places the organism in Eukaryota, Fungi, Glomeromycota, Glomeromycetes, Diversisporales, Acaulosporaceae.